CUUCGAUAGUGACGCGACACGCUAGAGCAUCAAACAUUUAACAAAAUUAUUUGCCGAUCUGGCAGAAGUUAUUGACUGAUAACGCAACGAGCUUUUGCCAUGGCACCUGUUAGCAACGUUUCUCGGGUUUCUCCUGUUACAUCGCCGAAAAGGAGCAAGGGAGGAGUUUUGAUGGUGUAUGCGCCUGAUGAUGAAGAAGCUGGCGGUGAGGUGUCCAUCUCAAUUGAUGAUUUCAUCAAAGCCGAGCCGAAUCGUCCUGCAAGUAUCAGCAAACCAACCUUGAAAGAAGUACCACCCAAACCACUGACCCAGCUCGCCACUGAGACUGUUGGGAUCCAUAAUGAGUCCGCGAUCUCAAAUCAAACUCGGCUAAAGAGCGCAACCAUCAGCGGGCCAAGCAACGUUUGUGAAAAAACAUCACUGCCAUCCUCAUCUCUUCUGAAAGUUAACAUUGCCAAACAGUCUGUGAAGGACGUCUGUGAUGUUCAAAGGAUUUCUGCAAAUCCUUGCAUAGCAACCUCGCAGUGUCGCUCUAGUCCAAGAGAUCAGCAGCCUAAAACAAUACUGUUGUGUCCUCCACUUUCCAGUCUGACUCCAAGUAUUGCUGGAAAUAAAACGAAGAGUGUCACUGCAUCUCUUUUGAAGAAUCCGCAAACAAAUGGCAGAGAAUCACCUUCCAUCUGCAGUUUGAAGAAAGAUAUUGUACCACUUCUCUCUCAUUCCACCAGUAAAAAUGCGAUGGUGUCCACUGGCGUUUCAAAGAUCAAACCUGCAGAGCUUCGCGACGAUGGGAGUGAGCAAUCCUGUCCUCCUUUGCUUUUGACUCGGCUGCCUGAACGAUCUGGACCUCCCAAAUCGAUUUCAAGCGUAGCUGGAAAUCAUUGCAAGACUACUCUAACUGCUGGUGCACAAAAAACUGCUACAGUAUCCCAGAAAAUAUUGCUUACGAGUUCAACUCUUGGAAUAGGCUCCAUAAAUCAGACAGCUUCAACUGUGUCGUCCUUACAAAUGAAAGAUAACACUCUGCCCACCUGCAAUGAAAAUGCUAAUGUCAACUCUAAUCAUCCCGCCUCUGUAGUGGAAAAAACGCAGCUGACUCAAAUUCCUAGAGGAGCAGAGGGUAUGAGACCAGGAGCAACCGGAACAUCUGAAAAUUUAAAUGGAAACACGCCUGCUUUAGUUCAAAGUCAGCCGACGGACUUCUCUCUGCAGACAGAGGACAACAUUAAUGUGAAAGCCUCUGAAUUGCCUGAGACUUAUUUUGACGAUCUCUUCGACAUAAUGGACCUUAAGGGAAGAAACGACACCAAAAAAGAGAGAGACAACUUAAAUGCGGUUUCAGAAGACAUGCAUUCAAAUGAGGAUAUAUGCAAAAGCAAUCGUCAAAACCCACCCACAAAAGAAGCUAAUUCUUUGCAACCGCCCCUUACGAAACCUCCACUUCCAGCUCAAGAAAAGGAUAUUGCAACAAAUCCCCUUGCUAAAGAGGACCAAAUGUUGAAAGAAACCAAUUCAGCCUUGGAAAAUAUCACAUAUUUAAGUGGAGCGAAAACUUCAUGCCCUUCACUUGAAAGAAAGAAUGCAUUGGAGACAUUGUUGGAAUCACUGAAGUCAGCAUGUACAAAAGCUGAAGAAAACUCCAGAGGUGAAAAAGCUGAUAAAAAGGUAAAAUCUUCGCAUUCAACCAACAAAGUUACAUUGCCCCAAGACUCUGAUUUGAUCACGACAGCUCAAAAGAGCAAAAAAGAUAGCAUCCACUCACAAGCUUUCAAAAAUAAAAGUUAUCUUCCUUCCUUGAAGACUCCAGCAUCAACAGAGGGGCCAAAACCAACUACUGGACACGCUGCAUUUAAAAUAGGCCUCGGUAAUUCUAAGAAAUUGUUUGCCGCAGAGGAAGGAAGUGCAUCGCAGUUAUUAAGAUCUGAAACUUCUUUCUCUGCAAGUACCAAAGCUGCAGGGAUCAAACACAAGAAAAAAGCUGAACAACCGUCAAAAUCUACAAAACCUUCAAACAAGUCUUAUCCGGGCAUGGCCAGUGAAAAUGACAAAAAUCAAGAGUCCCUCUCUACCUCAAAGACAAUGGAUCCAACUGGAGAGGGAAAAUCCAAAACAAGCUCAAACAACACUGAAAAAACAGGAGGUCUAAAUUUGGAAAAAAAAUCGUCACCUCCAAAGGAUGAUAAUGCCUCCAAGUCAAGAUCAAAGGUUUCAACUCUCCCUUCAAGUGCCAAAGUCAAAGAGGUCAAACACAAAAGAAGUUCCAAACAGCCUUCAAGCUCUAGCAAGAAACAUUUACCCUCAAAAGAGCGUGAUUCAACAGUGGCAGUCAUUAAAGACAGUGAAGGAGGCAGCGAUCAUAAAUCGAACAAAAAUCAAGACUCUCAUUCUACUUCCAAGGCUAAAGAACCAACAAAAGUAGAAAAGUCCAAAUCAAGCACAGAAAAUACUGCACUGCGAAUGAAAGAUCCCUGUGACGCUAAGAAUUCUUGCACCGAAGAUAAAGGAAAUAAUGCGUCUCAGUCAAAAGCUUCAACUUUCCCUGCAAGUGCGAAACGACCCAAAACAAACAACUCAAAAGAACAUUCGCCUUCUACAGAGACUGGUUUGACCAUGGCUGUACAGAAAAAUGGAAAAGAAAGCAGCCAUAAGAUCGUUGACAAAAAAUCAUCAUUGGACGUUAGGGAGUCGAUUGAGGUUGAAAAAACAAAAGCAAGCACUGGAAACAUUGCUGCACAGGUUAAAGACCUCAAUGACGGCAGUAAAUUGUGCUUGGUGGAAACAGGAAAGGCACCUCUGGUUUUGCCAUCAUCACAAACUCCAGCUUGCCUUGCCAGUGCUCAAGUGAAGCAGAUCAAACCUUCCAGAGAUGCUAAAAAGCUGCAGCCCUCAAGGUCAACCAAUAAAACUUCCACCAUGAAACAAUCUAAUUUGAGCGUGGCUGUUCCAAAAAAUGGAGAAGAAAUCAAUCGCCAGAUUUUGGAUAAAAAUCAAGUCUCACUCAUUCCAUUGGGGCCAAAAGAGCAGCCAGAAGAAGAAAAAUCCAAACGGACUUUGAAAAAUACGGAAGUAAUGAAAGAUGAUCAUAGUGGUGUUAAACUUACGUGCCCCUCAGAAGGAAGUAAUUCAUCCCAGUCAAGAACAGUAAUUUCAUCCUGUCCUGCAAGUUCGAAGGUGGAAAAUGCAAAAUCUAAAACAGGUUAUAAAAAGAGGAAGUCCACAAACUUAACCAACGAUCAACCGCCUCUAAAAGUGUGUGAUUUGACGGAGGCAGUUCAAAAAGUUGGAGAAGAAAGCAUUCAUCAGAUAUCAGACAAAAAUAAAGAAUCUUUCCGUUCCUUGAAGACAAAAGAAGCUCCUAUAUUGGAUAAUUCCAAACCAUCCACAAAACAAGCUGAAGAAAUGAUCGUUGCUAAACCUUCAUGCUCUCCAGAACAGGAAAAUUCUUUGUCAAGAUCUAAAAUUUCACCUGCCCAAUCAAAUCCAAAGAAUAACAAGAUCAAACUUACAAGUGCUAAAAAACUGGAGGCCGCAAACUCGCCCAAAAAACACUUCCUUGGGAUAAAGUCUGAUGUGAUCGAGGCACUUCAAGAAGACCAUCCAAUUUCCUCAAAGGCAGAAGAAUCUCCUAAAGUUGAAAAACUUAAGCCUGCUCCACAAAACGAAAAGAUGAAAGACAAGAUCAUAUCAAAAGAAUCUUCUGCAGACGACGGCACUGAAACCGCAGGAGAUAAAAACAGUGGGAGUACUAAUGAUGGCGAAGAAAAAUCGGAAGGAAAACUUAGAGCUGUUUCCAAAAAAACUGAUAAAGCUGGCAAGAUCAUCAACAAGAAUGAGGAGAAGCCAUCUUCAAAUGCAGAUCAACCACCAACAGGGGACAAACAACCUGAAAGAACACAAUCUAAAAUUCGACCAAGCAAGCGUCUACUUGAAGGGCAAGAGUCAGCAGAAGCUUCACCUUCUUUAGAUGUUCAGACCAACAUCGAAGCUUGCACAGCUAAUGUUAGUAAACGUAAAAAGAAGGAAACCCAUAACUGUUCCGCAUGCUGUAGCACCAACAAGAGCCCUAGCAAGAUCUCGAGACCACCUAGUGCGAAAAUGGAAACAACUGAUGAGGUGAAGGUGGAAAAAAAUGCCAAGAACCAAGAACUUUAUGAGUUGGAAACUAGACCUGAUACAUCAAAAAAUGAAUUGACUGAGGAGACUGGCGCUAAACCAGCAAGACGCGGCCCUAAACCUAAGAACAAAGAUGCGAAGGAAACGCUAUCAAAGGCAGGGAAAAGAAAUUCUGCCUCUGGAGAAAAGAAAUCAAAGAGCUUUACACUGAAAAAACGUUCUCUGCGAUUGAAGAGGAAGGAAAGGAAGCAACUUUUAGCUGAUCAAGUUGAAAGUUUCCCAGUUGAGCGCGCUUUACGCUCCAACUCAACAAAGUUGCCGUCUGUCAUCGCUGAUCCUCCUAGCAAGCAGCCGCAAAAGUGCCAAACCACAAGGAAAAGUUCAAAACCUCGCAGCAUCUUACCCAAAGAGCUCUUGGAUGAAGCUGCCAUCCCAAAUGAUGCUGAAACUGAUGGGUCUGUUGGACCUUAUCGCCAGGAGGCCGCUCCAAAAACUAGCUGCACCAUUGGCACACAGACUGAGUUCGUCUCUGAGAUUCCUCAGGUGGCCGACGUUGCACUUAAAAAGACAUUCAAAAGUAUAUCCACGCAGACGGUAACAACUUCAGAAGCAACAACAGAGACCUCACUUACUGUGGCUGAUUCCCCAGAAGAUAGGGAAAAUACUAAUAUUCCUGAGAUGACUGUGGAUUGCCAAAAUCAGGCACCAAGCGCGUUGAGUGAUCGAGCAAAAAUAACCAAAAAAGGGGAUGAAUCAGUUAAAACAUGGGAAAUGCUUUCUUCCUCAAAAACCUCUUCUUGUGACAAGAUUUCUAGAGAUAGACAAGAAGUCACCAAUUGCGAUGAAACCGAUGCAGUGAUAGCAAAAGAAAAGAGCGCUGGUAACAAGAAUUCAGACAAUCAUGCGAGUAAAACGGGAACAAGCUGUGCAACUAAUGACAGAAAAUCUCUAAAACCAGAGAGUUUGCGUGAAACGGGACACGGAGCAAAGAAACGUUCUUCACCUACUGCAGCGUCAACUUGUGAAGAAUCCCAGUUAAAAAAACCACGGAAGGAUGACUUAGAUGUUGUUGCGGUGAUGCGUAAAUCCAUCGGCAAGAAAAAAAGCAAUGCCACAAGGAACAAGACAAGUAGAACAGAAGAGACCAUCCUUAUUAGCUCGGAUGAUGAAUCCUCAAAUAGGGAUGUUGAGCAAACCCAAAUAGGGACUGCUAAGGAUGUUCAAAUCGUCGCAGUAAAUAUGAGCACUAUAACAAUGCUCUCUGACGAUGAAUCUUCAAGCAAUGAGAAAGAGCAAACUCAAAAAGGUGGAGACGAUACUAAUAAUUUGCAAUUACAACAGGAUGUUGAAAUGAAUAGUGGUGAGGAAAAUCCAAACACUGACACUAGCAACUUCGACUGUAGUUCAGGAAUGACUGAUGGUGGAACUACUAGCAAACAUGCAGAGCAAACCCCAAAAGCAGCGGCCUGCAGUGAAACUAAUACAGUGGUCUCGCUACAAGUUACGGUUACAGUAACUCCAAAUGAGGUCACAUCUAAUGUGCAAAUUACUCCAGAGAACAUUGAUCACUCAGAGGGCGAACAUAACUUGAACAGCAUUACAAACAAAGAAUCAUCUGAUUUUGUAUCGACUUCCGAUCUUUCCAAUGAGAAAACCAAGACGCACGAAAGAGAAAUCAAGUCAUGCGCUGGUGCCAAGGUUUUGGACUGUGAAAUGGAAAUAACCAGCAAAGCAGAAGAAAAACAAAGGAAAUGUGUUCAAAAACCUGAUCAGAAGAAAUCUGAGGAGAAAGUAAAUGCACAAAUAGCUACCAAGUCCAAGAUGGAUGGAGAGAUCAAGAAGAAAAAACGAAACGAUGCUGCCAAGAAUUUGGGCCAUCAAUUAGAAACUGUAAAAUCUGGUGAUUCGACUAAUUCAGUAGAGGCACCAAAUUCAACAGAGGCUACAAAACCCACAAGUGACAAGAUUUGCAGCUCUGCAGUGAAAAUCACCAUAAACACAAACGUUGGAAAUGAAGCUGGGGAAGUUCAGGCGACUCGUGUCAGCGGAACCACUACCAAUAUAACACCAAACAAGGGCAUUACUAAUACUGAACCUAGGAAUGGAGAAGGAAAGUACAAAAUUUCUGCAGGAGGGAGCAGCAAGAAAAAACUUAGCGCGUCAAAUUCUACCCAGUCUAAGACGGUGGGAAGAGACAUCAAGAUCAAUGCACCAAGCAGUGCCAAGUCCAAAAGUACCAAAUCUGCUAUAAAUGCUUGUGAGCUUCCUGUCAUUGCCAAUGAUUGCGGCAAACCCAAUCUGAAUGUCAAUGUGAAAGACACUAUGGAGAAUAACUGCAGCAGUCAAAUGCUGGAAUUAAAACCUGAUCUUGCAGCAAACUCGGGGAUGGCUCAAGAAAAGUGCACUACCCCAAUAAGCACAAGCGAAUUCAACAAUGCUCAAGCAACAAGCAACAGCAGCAUUUCUUACGAUCAAACGUUACCAGCUAACCCGAAUUUGAGGUAUGUAAGAAAUGCAAGUGCAGACCGAGGAUAUUACGGAGCUCAACGUGUUGCACCAAAUUUUCGCACGGCAGAACCAUUAAUGAGAGGACAUCCAUAUCCGUCACCCCAAGGCAAUUGGCAGUGGCAACAACGACGUUCCCUCAUGGGCCCUGUUCAAAAUCCCUGGCUUCACCCACCACCUGGUUGGUACUCAUAUGGUGGUUCAUACAACAAUUACCCUCAAACAAAUUAUGCUCAUCAGAAUGCGUACUAUCCUCCUGCAGACUAUGAUAGACAUAUGGACGAAAAUUGGUAAAGUCAUAACUGACCUUAGCAAUUUAAAACCAGAUGUAACGCGUGCGCACUUAAUCUGUACCUGGCGCCUGUUAGUCUUCCUGGACCAAUAUAAGUUGUAUUGUAGGAUUAUUUAAGCUGCUAAAAGACUGCUUAAGCGCAAUAAUUUGUAUGUAAUCUUUUUGCCAUUAUGCCGUCCAUUGAGAAUUUGGAGCGAUUGGAAAUGAAAUAAUUUGUGUGCUACAAUGAGAAAAGACUCAUGACCAUUAUUUUGCUAUACACUGGUCGCGAAACUAAGUUUCCUCUUUCAGUAGACUGCUAUUUUACAUAUAUUAGAAUUUUUAACUGCAUGAUUUACUCUAAAAAGGCUUAGAAUAUGUAUGUAAAUAAUAAAAUGCUCAAAGGACCAAAAAAUGGUUAAAUUAUUUAGUAAUAUUCCUCUUUACUAUUUUUUUCUUCAGAUUGUCAGGGAAAUGUCA
Messenger RNA from Cloeon dipterum, 7369 nucleotides. Its product is annotated as microtubule-associated protein futsch-like. The transcript is spliced from 18 exons. Lineage: Eukaryota; Metazoa; Arthropoda; Insecta; Ephemeroptera; Baetidae. The record is from RefSeq and is a predicted model, not a curated record. The coding region runs from base 100 to 6912 and encodes 2270 amino acids.